AUGUCACGACGGACUCAACAACGCGAUGCCAUUCGCCAGACCUUCGAGACCACCGACCGGCCGCUCGGGCCGCAGGAGGUGCUCGAGCUCGCUCAGCGCGAUUUGCCCCGGCUCGGCCUGGCGACGGUCUACCGCAACAUCCGCAAGCUGGUCGAAGAAAAAUGGCUGCACGCAGUAGGAUUGCCCGGCGAGCCCGAUCGCUACGAGGUGGCCGGUAAAUCGCACCAUCACCACUUCCACUGCCGGCGCUGUGACGGUGUGUUCGAUGUCGAGGGCUGUCCGGGCGACAUGGGAACGAUCUCGCCAAACGGCUUCGUGCUCGAGUCGCACGAGAUCAUCCUCUACGGGCUCUGCGCCACCUGCUCGGCAGCUUGA
Molecule: messenger RNA, 375 nt
Organism: Nerophis lumbriciformis (worm pipefish)
Lineage: Eukaryota; Metazoa; Chordata; Actinopteri; Syngnathiformes; Syngnathidae
Source: RefSeq, a predicted model, not a curated record